Messenger RNA from Owenia fusiformis, 1063 nucleotides. The record is from the annotation of a GenBank genome assembly. NCBI's taxonomy places the organism in Eukaryota, Metazoa, Annelida, Polychaeta, Sabellida, Oweniidae.
CGAUACCUCACGACAUACCCCUCUCCCCUUGGAGCUAACUAUGUGCAGUCGUAGCAAUUGUCAUUGUUUGUGUCAGUUGACUUUUGUCAAUGUCGUUCUCUACAUUCUGUCUCGGCUGGUAUGCCCCACAGGAUACCUUGAUUAGUAUAUAUUUAGAGAAUAAUGAAUAGCCAGUCCUAAAGCUCUUGUUGGUGAGGCCAUAUAUGAUGAAGUUCACCGCGCUAUUGGUGUGAAACAUAUGUAUGAAGAUAACGUACCAGUAGUAUGGAGCUUCAUCGUAAUAGUCACACAGAUUGAUCAAUGCGAAAGGUGCACACAAUGUGCAAAAGAUAGCGAACAUUAUGAACAGCAUCCGAGCCAGUCUUAUAUCACUACUGGUGCCUUGAUUCUUAUCCUUCUUUUUACCGAAUGCCUGGAUUUUCUUCUGGGAUUCCCUCACUUUCAGAAAAAUCUUCAAAUACGCAACAGCUGUGACAAUUACAGGUAUGAAAAGAACAAUCGCGGAAAAUACAAUUACGAAACUAAAAUCCUUGUGGUUGUUAUGCAAACAAGUAAAGUACUUUCUCUGAAAGCCAACGCCGCUCCAUCCAAUCCAUAGCAACACAUUCCACACAAAUCCAUGGAACCAGGCAGCCAUGAUCAUAACUGCGACUGAUUUCUUCGAGUAAAUCUUCGAAUACCACGAGUUCUUACAGAUACAGAUGUACCUAUUGAGACUGAUCAGCAUGAUGUUGCUGCACGAAGAAAUGCAACUCUGAAAGCAGACAUAUGAAAGUACGUUACAGAAACCGGGUCUCUCUACCAGGACGAAGUGUUCUCCCAUCAGUGCUACGGUCAUCAUAAGCGGUUGGAGUACGGAGGUCACUAUGAGGUCCGAGAUAGCUAAGCUAAGCACAAAGGCAUUCGGUAAAGUUCUCAUUGAUUUCACCAUCAGGAAAGUACCAAUAAUGAGAACAUUUCCCACAAAUCCAAAGACUAAUAAAAGUGCUUCGUAAAAUACAAAUGGCGUAAGGAAUGUUAGAUCUUGGCGCAAUCUUUCAGAUUCAAUGAAAGAUAUUCCCAU